UUCCGGUGCCGCUGAGGGCGCUUCCGGCGGCGCUGGCGGGGCCGGGGCCGGGGCCGGGGCCGGGGCGGGCCCGCCAUGCGCUACAACGAGCGGGAGCUGCUGUCCCUGGCCCGCCAGCCCGCCGAGAAAGCGGCCGAGAUCCGCAUGAGCGUCCCCAAGAAGGGCAGCGUGCUGAAGAAGCGCCUGGUGAAGCUCGUGGUGAACUUUCUCUUCUACUUCCGCACCGAUGAGGCCGAGCCCAUUGGAGCUCUGCUGCUGGAGCACUGCAAGGUCACCAAAGAGGAGGAGAACGUCUUCUCCAUCAGUUUCAUCGAGGAGCCAGAGAGGAAAUACUGCUUCGAGUGUGCCACGGAGGAGCAGUGCCAGGAGUGGGUCGAGGCACUCAGGAGAGCCAGCUACGAGUUCCUGAGGAGGAGCCUGAUUUUCUACAGGAACGAGAUCCAGAAGAUGACAGGGAAGGGAACAGUCGGGUGAGCAGGAGCAAAGCCCAGCACUGAUUUGAAUGCUCAUCGCCAAUGCCAUUUCUCAACUGAAUGUACAACAGAAGCUGUGAAGAGUGGCCGGGGCCAGGCCCGGGACUCAGAUCCGUUGUAGGGCAGGGCUGGGACACGGGGUGGGAGAGGGAGGGAGGGAGGAUGGUACUUUGUAGACUCUUUGUAAGACAAUUGCUCAUUUUUCACAUUCUGAUGACUUGACUUGUGUUUCAGCUAGAGCCAGUUCCAGGCUCCCUGAGAGCCAUUUCUGUGUUGUACAGUGAACAUUCCCAAUAAAUCUUGUUUUAAUCUUU
Messenger RNA from Motacilla alba alba, 787 nucleotides. RefSeq names its product pleckstrin homology domain containing J1 (gene PLEKHJ1). The coding region runs from base 76 to 474 and encodes 132 amino acids. The transcript has 6 exons. Lineage: Eukaryota; Metazoa; Chordata; Aves; Passeriformes; Motacillidae. The record is from RefSeq and is a predicted model, not a curated record. Gene Ontology annotation, cellular component: recycling endosome; trans-Golgi network; early endosome. Gene Ontology annotation, biological process: endosome organization; receptor recycling; retrograde transport, endosome to Golgi.